Messenger RNA from Branchiostoma floridae (Florida lancelet), 3617 nucleotides. RefSeq names its product pleckstrin homology domain-containing family O member 2-like. The record is from RefSeq and is a predicted model, not a curated record. The transcript has 9 exons. Lineage: Eukaryota; Metazoa; Chordata; Leptocardii; Amphioxiformes; Branchiostomatidae. The coding region runs from base 706 to 2430 and encodes 574 amino acids.
UUCCCGCUCUUUCUCUGAUGCUCGCAUUUUACGUCCCCUUAGAUGUGCAGUUGUCGUGAUGUGGUACUCUUCACGUGAUCCCAUCGGAGUGUUGUACAACCCCUCGGUGAAUGUUGAGCACGCCAGUCCUCUCACUAGUAUUUCAGACGAGGUGUACGUGGUGGCGUGAGUGCGUCCAGUAAAUGGCCAUGUUAGCGCCAAUGGAGCGGGCAGUCUUUUGUUGAGCUUAUCCGGCCGGAAUCAUAAAGCACUACGAGAGCCUGGAAUUCCUUCACAUCUAUGGAGAAGACUGCAGGUUUGCAACCUGCAUGAGUGAAGAGAAGGACACUGGCAUGACAGUUUGACUGGAAAUGUUACGACCUGGAGUGGUUGGUACAUGAGAACCACCGCGUGCCAGGGUUAAGUAUUAUACUACUAAUCACAGCCGCAGAUUUGUCACGAUGAGAGAGGCUGUACGAGAGUUGCUGGGUGCACAGUAGGCCACGGGGCGUUACAGAGGCUAGCCGUGUGGCAGUAAUCACGGAUUGCACGGGAACACACCUGAUCUGAAAGAUGACACUGUUCUACACCACUGAGUUCGCAGUUGUUCACUGGACUGGAUGUAACUGUUGCUGAAUCUUGUGCUUGACUGACUGCUUCACAGAGGACUGAGGAGCGCCACAUUUCUGUCCGGACAGCAGUUGGAAGGGCAGGCUGGUUUGAACAAUGCGUGAGAACGGAAAGACGGACGCGAACGGUGGGAGGAACAACAAGCCGUCGACGGGUCCGCUGACAAGGGACGACCAUCUCCGGCGGACUCUCAGUCUGCGCAGGUCCAAACGAAGAUUCACGUGGAAACGGGAGGCUAUCCCCGGUGCCAAGGCGCAUGAAGGCCCGGAGAAGUGCGGUUGGCUGACCAAGCAGUGCGGAAAGGGCCUGCUGGCGUCAUGGAAACGGCGCUACUGUGUUCUCAAGAGGCCAUUCUUCUUUUACUACGAAAAAGAGGACUCCGAUGGCAGUGAGAAGUCGGCCGGCGGGUUUGAUCUCGGAGACUACGACAGGUGUGAGGAGGGCACCAAGAAGGACUGCCGGAAGAGCCCCAACUCCAUCGUGGUUGUGCCUUCAUCCACGGCAGGAAACGAUGUGUUGAAGAUGCUGUUCUUCGCUGACAGUAAAGAGGAGAGAGACGCCUGGAUAAAGGCCAUCAACUCCGCCAUAGAGAAGGCAAAGCACCCUAUUGUCAUCGACUCCGAGUACGAGGACGACGGCACCCCGACCCGGCCGCUAGAACACGUCACCAAAGAACGGCCAAAGCCCAGGGGACGGCGGCCUCCCACCAGACAAGCACUCAGGGAAGAAGCCAAAUUCGUGAAUUCGCCCAGUCAUGAUCCACGUUUUCGUAUGCUGACUGUGGGUAUGAAAGGAUUCGAAAGAAACAAAGAAGAGACAGAAAGCGAAGGGGAGUGCUCCGUGCUGUCCACAGCCUCGCCCCGCCCGUCUGAAAUCAAACGCCAGGUGCGCCAGCAGACCUCUCCGCUGGUAGACCACAGCUACACCAGUAAGACCAGCCGGUCAGCCUCCCCGGCCUCCCUACCCUCCACUCCUGCCUCGCCAGCUAGCACAAGGAGCGAGUCACAGACACCAGAUGACAGCAAAUCGGACAAGGCCGUCCAGACUACCCGUGAUAUUGGCGUCCAGACCAGAGAGACCAGGAUGCGUGAUGACUGUAGGAGCAGGAGCAGCGAGAGUGGCGCCGGGGACAGGGUAACCAACAACCACGUCUGUAACAGCACGGAGAGUGUGGACUCCUUGUCGGCAACAGGCACGGACUCGGACGGGGAUGUGGUGGUGGGGAGAAUACGCGAACCCCGACGAGGUAGUAUCGGCUCUGGCCGUAUGAGGGAUGCUUCGCCAAGCAUCAGGAACGGUUCACCAGGCAGCAGCCCCACGAGGACUGUGUCCGAGAUUAGCAAAUCGAUGAAAGCAGCUAAAGAGUUGCUACAGAACGCAGAAAAGGCAAACGAGGCCGCAGGACACGCGAUGAAGGAGGCGUCUAAGAUGAGGAGAGAGGUUCAGAUGUUUGCCGAGGAAACAAGAAAGGUCCGCGAGGAGCUGGAGAAGACCACAGAAUCUGCUGAGGCAUCGAAAGGAUCGCCACUAGGAUCUCCUGAGAAGUCGGCAGACCCCGCUGAGUUACAAAAGAAGAUGGAAGAGAAAUAUGACGAACUUAGUAAAAUAACUGAAGAAGCAAAGACAAUGCGGGACAGGGCAAAAGACGCCCUGUUGGCGGCUGAACGCGCUAAGGAGACCUUGGACAAUGCAGAAAAGGCUCGCCAGGAGUACAUGAAGCUCAGUGAGGAUUGCAAGGAACUGAUUGCAAAAAUGACUAUCGCUGAAUCAAAAAAAGGCAAAGACCCGAAAGAGAAAUCCCCCGAGAAGAAGAAAAAGUAGUAAAAAAAGACAACUGUCCAUUCCAUCCGUUUUUACAAAGUGACAAAAAGCUCGGCCCUGCAGUGUAACGUACGUAGUCACAUGGAUUUUUCAUACGUGUAUGUAUGCAACAUCAAGAAAGAUUUGACUUAGUUUUAAUACCUUGUUAACAUGUUGCAAAAUAUAUUGGUCAAUCACCGCUGACAACCUGCCGUGGUGACUAAACAUAGGCCGCUUUAAAUACUUGUAUUGUCCUAAUGCACAAUAUAAUAAGUGUACCUGCUUGAACCACCACAGCUUCACUACCACCAGCCAUGUUCCGGUAUUGUUUUCUGCAGUAUAUCUUACAACAAACUAGAAAUACAGAAAGAACUUAACGGCUGGGAACAUGCAUAGAAAUGCCUUGGACGCUAUGGUCACAGAGUCGGCGUCAACAAAACCUAGCUGUGGAUCCCAUUGAAAUCUCAGACGGUUCAUUUGAUAAUGGGUAAAUUUGUCCAGUAUAGUAUCAGCUGUGCCACGUGCAUUUUCACACUGUAUCUAGCUGAAGUAUUUCUCUACAUUAUCCGUGUCUGUCAGUCAACCAACUUUAGAUUCAAGAAAAGAACUGCACAAUCUUAUUUGUCUUGUGAACUUAUUUGGAAACCGAGACCUUUUGAAGAGCAGCAAACUCAAUUUUUAUUACAAGAAAAGGCAUUUUGAGCAAUUCUCUUUGCAUCCCUGUAGAUAGUUUGAUAUGAUAUUUCCUAGAUGGUCCUUGCUCAAGCAUUAUCAAAAUGCCUCGACUCAGGCAAGUGAAUUUCAUGGGUGCUUUAUAAAUUCAUACUUUAAUGCUACGAUAUGCAAAGUAAGCCACAAAAGACAUCAUUACGUGUGUUAUUAGGUGGUCUGUCCGAAAGUUGUGUAAGAAUGCAUAAGAUUGUAUAUGUUAAGUCAGAUUGGCGAUGAAACUUGUUGUGCUACAACUGGUGUCUUGUGUAUUCUUGGUGCGUGUCCCUCUUUGUAGACGAAAAAUCAUACUGAGCAGAAUUACUUUCCUACCACAUCAACCUGCAAGCAUAUUUAUUUGUGGGGAAAAAUGACAGCAAUUGAACAGGGACCACCAAGACAAUGUUACAUCCACAACCUGGACAGUGCCAGUAUUGCAUUCUCUGCCUUGAAACAACAUUGUGUGAGAAAGAAAUAGUACAUGAUAAUUGCUUUUCUUU